Messenger RNA from Zophobas morio, 978 nucleotides. Its product is annotated as gustatory receptor for sugar taste 64f-like. Gene Ontology annotation, cellular component: membrane. The record is from RefSeq and is a predicted model, not a curated record. Bases 1 to 972 code for a protein of 323 amino acids. Gene Ontology annotation, biological process: detection of chemical stimulus involved in sensory perception of taste; sensory perception of chemical stimulus. Gene Ontology annotation, molecular function: taste receptor activity. The transcript is spliced from 8 exons. NCBI's taxonomy places the organism in Eukaryota, Metazoa, Arthropoda, Insecta, Coleoptera, Tenebrionidae.
AUGAUCGACGUGGGUCAAAUCGAGUUCGGGGAGUCUGUCACUUUAUUGUUCUUCGCAGUUACUGCAAUAACUGUCGCUAUUUUCAUCGAAGUCGCGACGAAGUGGCCUCAUUUGAUGCAGAAAUGGACCGAAGUUGACAAAGCUUUGUCACAGUCCUACGGCUUUCCUUCGGGGCUGCAUCACGAGUUAAAACUUAUUGCUUUCGUUAUUGUGGCUGCAGCUAUUGCGGAACAUUCUCUAUUUUUGGCUUUCACGUUUAAGUACAGCAAAAGCGGAGAAACUUUAUCGGAAACCAUACAACUCUAUUUUGAACACCGCUUUGAUCAAGUGUUUAACAUUUUCCCCUUUUGCAUGCCACUCGGAAUAAUUACACAGAUUGUGAAUACUUUUAGCACCGUGUCCUGGAAUUUUAUGGAUCUUUUUAUUAUGUUAGUGAGUUUGGCUUUAUCGGCUAGAUUUAAGCAAGUAGUAGUGCAUAUAAGCCAAUUGACAAAAAACAACGAAAAUGAUGAGGAGGUUUGGCGUCAGGUUAGAGAAGAUUACACAAGACUUGCAGUUUUGUGUGCGAAAGUUGAUGAUACCAUAUCGAAUAUCAUGUUGCUGUCAUUCAGCAACAAUAUUUUUGUGGUAAUUGUACAACUGUAUUUUAGUUUACAGCGACCGCCAAUCAGUGGCGCUUUGGAUAAAAUAUAUUAUGUUUAUUCGUUUUUAUUUCUUAUACUUCGAACGAUUGCGGUAGCUUUAUAUGCUGCAACUAUUCACACAGAAAGCAAAAAGCCACAGCAUUAUUUAAAUACUCUAAGUUCCGACAUUUACAGCGUUGAAAUCGAAAGAUUUUUGUACCAAGUGAAAUACAACACUAUUGCAUUAACAGGUCAUAAAUUGUUUAAAGUAAACAGAUCGUUGAUUCUGAGAGUCGCUGGUGCUAUUGUUUCGUAUGAAUUAGUGUUAAUUCAGUUUAAUGUUGCUUAGAAGGAG